Octodon degus (degu) is the source of this 2314-nucleotide messenger RNA. RefSeq names its product glycerate kinase (gene Glyctk). NCBI's taxonomy places the organism in Eukaryota, Metazoa, Chordata, Mammalia, Rodentia, Octodontidae. The record is from RefSeq and is a predicted model, not a curated record. Gene Ontology annotation, molecular function: glycerate kinase activity. Gene Ontology annotation, biological process: protein phosphorylation. The coding region runs from base 409 to 1980 and encodes 523 amino acids. Gene Ontology annotation, cellular component: cytoplasm. The transcript is spliced from 6 exons.
GUGACCUACGAAGGCCCGUGCGGCCUUCCAAAGCCAUCCCUCUCUAGCGACGGCGGGCUCGGGGGUGCGGCAGGGAGGACCCUUAUUUUUCCCGUCACCUAGCCUUAUGCCGCAACCACCUCCCUCGCGAGGGCAGAGGAUGACGUCAUUUCUGGUUCACGUAAAGCUUCCUAAAGUGCUGGGAUUUUAGAUGUGAGCUUCCUUACUCAGCUCACAUCUAUUCCGGAUUUGUACUGGCACUCUUGCUGGACUAAGAGAUCUGGGAUUCCUCAGAUUCUGUCCUCUGCGAUGAGCCUGUACCCUUGCCACACAGACCCAGCAUUCCCAGGUUUCCCAGCCUAGUCCCAGGAGCUAAUGAAAGAGCAGACUGGAGCCAUGGGUACGUGGUGAUGCUGAGAGCACAGGGGCAUGGCUGCAGCCCUGCAGGUUCUGCCCUGUCUGUUCCGAGCCCCCUCACGUCCACUCUUCUGGGGGCACCCCGUGGCCCGGCUGGCCAGUGGCAUGGCCUUAUCAGAGCAGGCGCGACAGCUGUUUGAGAGUGCCGUGGGUGCUGUGCAGCCAGGCCCCAUGCUGCAAAGGGCACUGUCCUUGGAUCCUGAUGGCAAACAGCUGAAGGUGCGGGACCGGAGCUUCCAGCUGCAGCAAAACCUGUACCUUGUGGGCUUCGGCAAAGCUGUACUGGGCAUGGCAGCCGCAGCGGAGGAGCUACUGGGCCAUCAUCUUGUGCAGGGUGUCAUCAGCGUUCCCAAGGGGAUCCGUGCUGCUAUGGAGCGUGCUGGCAAGCAGGAGCUACUGCUGAAGCCACACAGCUGUAUCAAGGUGUUUGAAGGUGCCGAGGACAACUUACCAGACCGUGAUGCACUGCGGGCUGCGCUGGCCAUCCGGCACCUGGCUGAGGGUCUCACAGCUGAUGACCUGCUGCUUGUGCUUAUCUCAGGUGGAGGCUCAGCCCUGUUGCCUGCUCCUAUUCCCCCUGUCACACUGGAGGAGAAACUGAUGCUCACCAAGCUGCUGGCGGCCCGAGGAGCUACCAUCCAGGAGCUCAACACCAUCCGAAAAGCCCUGUCUCAGCUCAAGGGUGGAGGGUUGGCCCAGGCUGCCUACCCUGCCCAGGUGGUGAGCCUGAUCCUGUCAGAUGUGGUGGGGAACCCUGUGGAUAUGAUUGCCAGCGGCCCCACUGUGGCCAGCGCCCACAAUGUGCAAGACUGCUUGAACGUCCUCAAUCUCUACGGACUUCGUGCUGCUCUGCCACGUUCCAUAAAGACUGUGCUUGCUCAAGCUGACUCUGACCCCCGUGGGCCACACACCUGUGGUCAUGUCCUCAAUGUGAUCAUUGGCUCUAACGUGCUGGCACUGGCAGAGGCUCAGAGGCAGGCCCAGCUGCUGGGCUACCGGGCUGUGGUGCUGAGUGCGGCCAUACAGGGCGAUGUGAAAAGGGUGGCUCAGUUCUAUGGGACGCUAGCCCACGUGGCUGGAGCCCACCUGGCUCCAUCCACAGCUGGGCCCUCUGUGGAGGAGAAUGCAAAACUCCGUGAGCUUGCAGCUGAGCUCCAGCUCACAGACCUGCAGUUGGAGGAGGUGCUGGCAGCUGUAGCGGAGGCUAAGGGCCCAGUGUGCCUACUGGCUGGUGGGGAGCCCACAGUGCAGCUGCAGGGCUCAGGCAAGGGUGGCCGGAACCAAGAGUUGGCCUUGCGUGUUGGAGCAGAGCUGGCAAGGUGGCCCCUGGGGUCUGUUGAUGUACUGUUUUUGAGUGGUGGCUCUGAUGGGCUGGAUGGGCCCACUGAUGCCGCUGGGGCCUGGGUCAUGCCUGGCCUCACCAGCCAGGCUGCUGCUGAGGGGUUGGAUGUGACCACUUUCCUAGCCCAAAAUGACUCGUACACCUUCUUCUGCCGCCUGCAUGGUGGAACACACCAGCUGUACACAGGAAUGACAGGUACCAAUGUCAUGGACAUCCAUCUCCUGUUGCUGUGGCCUCAGUGAUGAAAUAGGUCCAGAAAAGGCCAGAAAGAUGAGAGUGGGGCCCUAGGACCUGGUCAUGUCUUUGGGCUCCUCUCCUCCUCAGCUCUGGCUUCUUGGCUGGCCCUCCCACCUCCCACCUCCCACCUCUCUGUUCUGUGUUCAUUCCCCACAGUGAGGUUUGUAGAUGGGAACUUUCCUGCACCUUUGCUUUAUGCCAUGGAAGCAGGCAGUCCUGAAGUCCAGGACAAGCCUGUUGGCCAGUUCUACCCUGUGCCAUCUCCUGGACCAGCCCUUCAGCCUGUUGCUUCUAUGGAGUGAAUCUAGAAGUACUGUAAAUAAAAAGGACCACAUUGGG